This is a messenger RNA of Brassica napus (rape), 1527 nucleotides long. RefSeq lists its product as uncharacterized. Bases 1 to 1527 code for a protein of 508 amino acids. The transcript has 5 exons. NCBI's taxonomy places the organism in Eukaryota, Viridiplantae, Streptophyta, Magnoliopsida, Brassicales, Brassicaceae. The record is from RefSeq and is a predicted model, not a curated record.
AUGGUGAGGCGGAUGGCUCUAAUGAGGGAGACGACGAAGAGGAGCCUGAAAGCGAGGAUAAAUAGCGGGGCGGAUUUAGUAGAUGAGGAUGGAAAUAAGGGUUUAGAGGAUGGAAACAAGGAUGGAAACAUCGAGGAGGAAUCAGUAGAUGUCGAAGAAGAGAAAGGGCAGGAAGAGGAAAUCGAGGCUACCGAGGCAAUCAAGACAAGUAGGAUGUUCUUCUAUGAAUUGGAGUACAAGAAACAGAUAAAGCUAGGUACAAGGUGUAUGAUAGUUGACGUUAUCGAGAUGCUUUUGUCUCUGGAUUCGCCGGCAAGUGAUGCGGAGAGGAGGUGGUUUGAGGAGCAUCCACAAUUCUGUCACUUGUUCCACAAGAAACUGGAUGCAGAUGCACAAGAAAAUUUUAAGAAGAACAAGAAGAGGAGCUCGAACCACAAGGUUCAUGGAAUGUGGAUGUUGUUACUGCAUACUGUCGAUGUCUCGAAGAGGAGAGAAGUGUGGUUCAUUGUCAAUGGUGUUCCCAUCCGUUAUGGGCUGAGGGAACACACAUUGAUACCAGGCCUAAACUGCCGCAACUAUCCUCUCGGUUACAAGGAGUUUGGUAAUAAGAAUUUUGUGAAGCGUCAUUUCAAGGGGGGAGAAUUAAUAAGGUUGGAGGAUGUGAAAGCAAAGCUGUUGGGAAUGAGAGCUCAUAAAGACAGGCUGAAGAUGAUGGUUCUCUUCUUUUUAGGAAGUGUUGUUUGCGCGCAAACGAAAGUUGGUGAAGGAGCCCAUGAUGUAUUGGAUUUUUUUCAAAGAGCGGUGGAUGAUCUUGGAUACUGCAAGACGUUUCCAUGGGGGAGGUACUCCUUUGAUUAUAUGGUUAAGGAGAUCUCUCACACAAUGGAUCAUUUUGGAGGAUUUGUGAAAGAGAAGACGUUAUGGCCACUUCAAGGUUUCUGUCUUCCACUAGAGCUUCUUGCUUUCGAGGCAAUUCCUCAGCUGGGAAAGAGGUUUAGACAACCGGUUGAAGGAGCUAAUCCAGAGUGUCUGAGGAUGUGCCAGUCCACGUUCAAAAAGACAGAAAUGAAAGGGUUUCCUCUUGCAAAUGUUAAUCAAGAACUAGAUAGGGUAAAGCCGCAUGAUAUUGACAGCAUCCUUCCUACCAGGAAUGAAGAAGAAAAAGUUCUUUUGGAUGCUCUCACGGAAGAGGAUGACGAUGCUGAUGAGCCUGGUAUUGCUGUGGACAGCUGGGUUAAGCGUAUUAACGAAAGAUAUUCUGUCUUUUUUGAAGACAUGUAUGAAGAUGACAUCGAAGCUCGAAAAAAAAAUGCAGAACAUGUAGUCCUUAAAGACAUUGCGCCAGUGGAAGAAGUGGCAGAACAGAAGAAGAUGUUGGAGGAUUUGAUCAAGAAAGUGGAAAGUCUUGGAAAUCAGCUAGAGAGCGUGUUGAAGACACUGGACAAGUUUGAGGAAAGAUUGGGCCCGCUUGAGUUGUUUGGGAAGGAAGCACAUAAGGGAUUGAAGAAGGGAUCGAAGAAGAAGUGA